UGUGUGUGUGUGUGUGUCAAUCUUGCUGCAUAUUUUGGAGCUGUGUGAAAGAUAAAUUUGUUUGUCUGCGCAAAACGGUACUGUACUGCCAUACACUAAUGCUCUAGCACAAGAUCUGAGAUGGAGAUGGAGUAUAAUAGCUGCUGGGUAGGCAGCUGGAGCAGGUGUAAGGGGUUAAUUUCCUGCCUGUCUGCCUCUUCUGAUUGGCUUUGACUUCGGUUUAAGCUGCCAGAGUGUCUCCUGCUGGAAACACCACAAGCAGAAACUCAAUUAUCAAUCCUUUUUACCAUCUAUUAUUGUCUUGUCCUGCUGAAAUGUUUGAAGACAAUAAAAUAAAUCUUGAUUUCUAAAGAAAAUGUGAGUUGUGCUUGCUGGUCAAAACCUGCCCCCAGGACAAUGAAGUUAUGUACACUACUCCAAGCUUAAAGAAUCCACCCCCACAUCUUUUUGAUAUUCUGGUGCUGAGAUUUGACUGGGGCAUGCUGCUUUGCAGUUGCUAGGGUGUUUUGGUUGUUGCUAUUCUGAUCCCUGGAUAUGUGUGGUGAACCUUUUCAAUUGAAGUGUAUGAGUUUAUUAGAUUUUUUUGUCUAUUAUGUCAUCUGUCAGAUUAAAAUCGAUAAAUCAUGUCCAUCACACAAAUGAUGUUGAAUUAAAUAAAGUUUUGUCUGGAAGAAGAAUAAGUAUGGUGUUUAGUGAUAGUGUUGCUUGAUAGUAAUAGUGACUCAAAGCUGAAAAUUCACCAGAAUACAUUUGAUCUUGAGCUGUACUCACACUGAACAUGAUUUUAAACCAGCGCCCUUCAUUUGCUUAUACCUAUUAUAAUCUUUAUUUGAUAAUUUUUCCGAAAAUGUAUAUAUUGAAUAGAGUGUCUGCACAAAUUGCAGAUUACCUUGCUGUAGACUGCAGAUUAGAGGAGCAAUAGACACAGGUCACAGGUUCUCCUUUAAAUGUGUGUGUGGUUCAAUGGAGUGUGAAGUGAUGAUUAUGUGAUGUCUUCUCUUACUUUGUGUGUGAUUGAGAGAAGGAGAGACUCUUCAUGCCCUUCAGAGGGAAAGGGAAGGGUCAAUCUGUGCUGCAGAGACCCCUCCCUUCAGCAUCCACUCUUUCAUGACACGGAGGCCAUGAAAAGAGCACUAGCACUGAUUGAGUCAAAGAUGGCUCAGGCUAAAGGCUGGCUUAGGGAUCCUAAUGGUCUACCAGGAGACCCAGGAGAGCAUGCGGUGCAUCAGAUCCUGGAUGAAGCAGGAAAAGUAGGAGAGCUUUGUGUGGGGAAAGAGAGGAGAGAGAUUCUGGGAACAGCCAAAACCCUCGCCCAGAUGACGGAUCAGGUGUCAGAUGCGCGCGCCAGAGGUCAGGGUGUCACCCCCAUGGGCAUGCGAAAAGCUCAGCAGGUAGCUCAGGGUCUGGAUAUUAUGAUGGGGAAAGUGGAGAAUGCUGCUCGGAAGCUGGAGGCCCUGACCAAUGCCAAGCAGGCCAUUGCCAAGAGAAUUGACACUGCCCAGAGCUGGCUGGCUGACCCUAACGGUGGCCCGGAGGGGGAGGAGAACAUUCGUGCUCUUCUGGUAGAGGCCAAGCGCAUUGCUGACUUGUGUGAAGACCCUAAAGAAAGAGAUGAUAUCCUGCGCUCCAUCAGUGAAAUUGCUGGGCUCACUUCAAGACUGGUCGAACUUCGUAAAAUGGGUAAAGGCGAUACUCCUGAGGCUAGAGCACUGGCAAAACAGAUUGGCACAGCUUUGCAGAACUUGCAGUCAAAGACUAGCCGUGCCGUGGCCAAUAUGAGACCCGUCAAGGCUGCGGUUACCCUAGAGGGCAAAAUGGAGCAGGCCUUACGCUGGAUCAACAACCCUGGGGUUGAUGACCGUGGAGUAGGCCAGGCUGCUAUACGAGGGCUGAUAGCAGAGGGCCGUAGGCUGGCUAACUCUCUACCAGGGCCAUACAGACAGGAGCUGCUAGCAAAGUGUGAGCGAGUGGAGCAGCUGAUGAUGCAGUUGGCAGAUCUGGCCACUCGGGGAGAGGGAGAGAAUCCUCAGGCUCGUGCUGUUGCCGCUCCGCUUUUGGAGGCAAUUAAAGAAUUGAAGGCAAAGAUGCAGGAGGCCAUGACCCAGGAGGUGUCUGAUGUUUUCAGUGAUACAACCACACCGAUUAAGCUUCUGGCAGUGGCAGCAACAGCACCUCUUGAGGCCCCCAACAGAGACGAGGUCUUUGUGGAAAGGGCCUCUAAUUUUGAGAAUCAUGCCAGCAGACUGGGUGCUACAGCAGAGAAGGCUGCCGCUGUGGGAACAGCCAAUAAAAGCACAGUGGAAGGCAUCCAGGCAGCAGUGAAAUCAGCCCGCGGUCUCACACCUCAGGUCACUUCUGCUGCACGCAUUUUGCUGAAGAACCCUGGCAACCAGGCAGCAUACGAGCACUUUGAGACCAUGAAGAAUCAAUGGAUUGACAACAUUGAAAAAAUGACCAGUCUAGUGGAUGAAGCCAUUGACACUAAAUCCCUCUUGGAUGCUUCAGAGGAGGCCAUUAAGAAAGACAUUGAUAAGUGCCGAGUGGCAAUGGCUAACGUUCAGCCUCAGAUGUUGGUUGCGGGGGCCACCAGUAUUGCCCGAAGGGCCAACAGGGUCCUUUUGGUGGCCAAGAGGGAAGUGGAAAACUCUGAGGACCCUAAAUUCAGGGAACUGGUUAAAGGUGCUUCAGAUGAUCUUGGUAGAACAAUCUCACCCAUGGUUAUGGCUGCCAAAGCUGUUGCAGGAAACAUCAAGGAUCCAGGUUUGCAAAAGAGCUUCCUGGACUCUGGCUACAGGAUCUUGGCUGCUGUGGGGAAAGUCAGAGAGGCCUUCCAGCCUCAGGAGCCUGACUUCCCCCCUCCACCACCAGACCUUGAUCAGCUGCAUGUUAAUGAUGAUCAGGCUCCUCCCAAACCACCCCUCCCUGAAGGAGAGGUACCUCCCCCAAGACCUCCACCACCAGAAGAGAAGGAUGAGGAGUUCCCAGAGCAGAAAGCCGGCGAGAUGGUGAGCGAGCCGAUGAUGGUGGCUGCCAGGCAACUACACGACGAGGCCCAAAAAUGGUCCAGCAAGCCUGAAGUGACAGACGAGGGUUUUGAAGCCACUGAGGCAGAUGUAGAUAUAGAGGAUGAGGAUGAAUUCACAGACAACGAAGAUGAUUAUGAGCCCGAGCUACUCUUAAUGUCCUCCAAUCAGACAGUUAACCAGCCCAUUCUGGCCGCUGCGCAGUCUUUGCAUCAGGAGACUCGCAAAUGGUCCAGUAAGGGAAACGACAUCAUUGGAGCAGCGAAGCGCAUGGCCCUGUUGAUGGCAGAGAUGUCUCGCCUGGUGCGUGGAGGCAGUGGGAAUAAACGUGCCCUUAUUCAGUGUGCCAAGGACAUCGCCAAGGCCUCAGAUGAGGUCACACGUCUGGCUAAGGAAGUAGCCAAGCAAUGUACCGACAAACGGAUACGCACUAACCUUCUGCAGGUUUGUGAGCGCAUCCCAACUAUCAGCACUCAGCUGAAGAUCCUAUCUACAGUGAAGGCCACUAUGCUGGGACGCACAAACAUCAGUGAGGAAGAAUCUGAGCAGGCUACUGAGAUGCUUGUGCACAAUGCACAGAACCUCAUGCAGUCUGUGAAGGAGACAGUGAGAGAAGCAGAGGCCGCUUCCAUCAAGAUCCGCACAGACGCUGGGUUCACUCUCCGUUGGGUCCGAAAGACCCCCUGGUACCAGUGAAUGAGGACUAGAUUCUUUCCCAUUUAAAAUCUGCACCCUUGCCUUUUCAAACGUCUGAUAAGGGGGUGGCAAGGAGAAAAAAAGGAUUCUGUCUGAUCCUUAAAAUUUUGGACAUCAGUGUUAAGUUCUAGUUUAGGGGCGACUGAUAUUACCAAUUUUUAUUUACUUACUGGUAUGGGUACUUAGUUUGCUGAUUACUUUGGAGGCUAUUUUUGUCCUGAAAGUUUGCUAUCGGUAACUUCAUCUUACACUAUAGUGGUUUACAUAGGAGGCAGAUUUUUAGAUAUAUAUUUUUGGUAUGUUGGGUUUCCAAAUUCUAGGUAUAUAUAUUUUUUUUUUUGCAUGAAGAAGUUUUCUAUUUUGUAUUGGAGAAAUAUGGCAUGAUGACGUAAAUGCCUGUCAAACAAUGUUGGAGUUAAUGAUGAAAUUUACUUUUAAUGUAAUUUUUGACAGUUACAUUUUCUUAUUAAAAAUGUAUAUAUUUAUAUUUCUUAAUGCUGUCUGAAUUAAUCAGAUCCUUAUCACAGAUCAUGUUUAUUCGCAAAUAUACAUAAAAAUUAUAGUUCACCCAAAAAUGCCAUCAGAAAAAAUGCCAACCAUCAUGCCAUCAGAAAAAAUGCCAACCAUCAUGCCAUCCCAGAUAUCUAUCUCUCUUUUUCAGAACACAAACCAAGAUUUUUUAGAAGAAUAUUUCAGCUCUGUAGGUCCAUACAAUGCACGUGAAUGGUGACCAAAUCUAAUUUAGUUAAUCUAGUUUUGGAUAAGAACAGACCAAAAUAUAACUCCUUUUUCACUGUACAUUGCAGUCUCCAAGCACACUCAUGAUUUCAAACUUGAUUACACUUCCUAGUGUUUGACACAUGCACAGAGCACUUGAUGGUGCUAUAGGAAGGGUAAUUGAGCUUGGAAUCAUGGUUGCCAAGGAGACUGCUGAUGUCAAGGUUUAUAGUGAAAAUUGAGUUAUAUUUUGGUCUGUACUCACCCAAACUGACUGGAUUACUUCAGAAGGCAUGGACUAAACCGCUGGAGUUGUAUGUAUUACUUUUAUACUGCGUUUAUGUUCCUGUUUUUGAAGCUUCUAAGUGUUAGUCACCAUUCACUUACAUUGUAUGGAUGUACAGAGCAGAUAUAUUCUUCUAAAAAAAAAAUCUUAAUUUGUGUUCUGCAGAAGAAAGAAAGUUAAUUCUUUAGAGGGUAAGUAAAUGGUGAGAAUAUUUUCAUUUUUGGGUGAAUUAUCCCUUUAAGUACAUUGACUUUUAGGCUUUAUUGGUUAAGUUAUAAUUUGCUAUAAUUAACUGUUCUUUUAUAGCUCAUAUUUAUAAUGAAUUUUGCUUGGCUAUUUAUUACAUGGGAUGAUGCCUUUUGAUUUUUUUGUAUGGGUCAUGCAACUACAGAGACAUUACAGAGAAGUAUCUUGCAUGGUGGAUGCCAAAGACUUUUUUUGUGAACUUAAUAUUCUUUAGCUAUUAUAUAAACGGUACUUUAAUGUAAAUGUAUGUAGACAUGCCAUUCUUUCUUAAUACAAUUGUUGUUAUUUUUUCUUUCAUUCUGUUAAACUUGUGUGAGAGAGGAUGUGAAUUAGAUUUCUCAUAUCCCUUCAAAAAGAGAAGCACAAUUAUCACAACAGUUUAACUGUUUUUCUCUGGUACCUGGCUAAAAUGAACAUCAAAGCCAGUCUUUUUACAGUUAAAACAAUUUAUAGAUUCAAAUUUGACCACUUUUAGUGUGCUUCUGUUUGUAUUUCAAUAGACGUAUAUUGAUGAAGGACCUGUCUUAAUGUACAGUACUGUGCAAACGUUUUAGGUACUUGUGGAAAAACUUUCAAAGUGAGGAUUUCUUAAAAAAAUUAGGACAAAUAGUUUUCAUUAAUCGAUGUCAUACAAAGUCCAGUAAACAGAAAAAGAGCCAAAUUAAUAUUUGGUGUGUACGCAACCAAAACAGCCCCAAUUCGCCUACUUACACCUGGACACAGUUUUCCUUGGUUGUUGGCAGAUAGGAUGUUCCAAGCUUCUUUGAGAAUUCACCAGAGUUAUUCUAUCUAUUUAGGCUGUCUCAAUUACUUCUGUCACUUUAUGUAAUCUCAGACUGACACGAUUUUCAGUGGGGGGCUUUGUUAGGGCCAUGCCAUCUGUUGCAGGCUCCUUGUCGCAAUAGAAAAUGUAUAUUUCCUAUUGACACUAAAGUAGCAGAUAUAAAUAACCAUCUUAAGACAAAUGUUGAUGUGAAACUUCAAAGACUUUUGCACAGUAAUGUAUCUUCCAUUUAGAUCAAAUGGAUAACUACUACACAAGACUCAGGUGGCUUGUUUGUAUGUGAUACCACUCUUUGGAUAUAAUUAAGGACGGCAAGUGUAACUUUUACCUUAGGUAGUAACAUAGAUUUGUAUUUAUGGAAUUUGUAGCACAAUACUGAAGAGGAACAAUGUUAAGCUGCACUUUCUGUACAGCUAACAAUUUAUCAGAUGAUGCACUGCCUUGCAUUCACUUAAAAUCUUUCUGUAACAUAUCCAUUGGGAAGAGUACCCUUGUCAGCCCCGAUAUAGUGCCUCAUUGUGAAGUUUACAGGGCUGCAUUUUAUGUGUAAUAGCAUGUUUUGGGUUAUGGUGACAUUAGAAAGGGUGAAAAUAUUGUUUUGUGAAUGUAUAUAUAACACAUAUAUAUUCCAUCAAUGUCACAUAAAGUACAACAUCAUAUGUGCCCCAUAAUAAAACAGUUAUUACAUAUAUAUUUGAACAAAGGGACAAGCUGCUGUCUCAUGUAUAAAAGAUAGUGCACUUCAGAUUUCAGUUACUGGAUAAUGAGUAAUAGAUUACACUGCAUGUCUGGAAAGUUAGAUAGUAUAAAAAAAUCUUCAGUGAAUAAAGGACUCUUGGUGGUAACUUCCAAGACAUUUUCUCUGUGCUACUCAUGAAACUUUCAGGUGUAUUCAAGUGAAUUCAUUAUAAUCAUAUCGUAAUGAACAGCCAUUUGUCAGAGCUGGAAACAAGCACACAGGGACGUCAUUUUAUUUCCAUACAUUAUAAAUCUGAGGGCUUUGGGUUUAAAUACAUAUCUUUAAAUGCAAUUAAGCAGUUCCCUUGAUUUACAUUUAAAAAAUAAUUGUGUGUCCUUUGUGAGAGCAAAUUCUUUGGAAAGCUUUAAAUGUGGCGUACUUGGCAAACUAACGUGUAGUUAUUACUAAGCAAUUUCUUGGACACAAAUGAGAGGUGUCAUCUCUUGAUUGGAAGUGUUGAGUAGAGGUUCCUUUUGAGACAGAAUACACCUGCUGCUGACCACAGAGCUGCGAUAUGCUUGUGGAGAAGAUUGGAAGAUUGUUAUUCUAUGCAUGGUUGUGUAUUUAAAGGCCAUUUGUGUGUGACUGAGGCCUCUUAAAAUUAUUGUUCCCACUGAAAGGCCACUGAACACAAAAGUAAUGAAAUGACAAAUGAUUCAAUGAAAAAAUAUAUUUCUCUAUGUGCGGAAAUUCUCAAGUAUGAGUUUGUACCAUUAUCAAUGAUUGUAGUACAUUAAAUGAUGUAAUUAAUGUAAAGUACCUCAGUUAAUAUGAAACCCAAGUCUUGUAAUACUCAUUCUCAAAUUACACUGACUAUAACAAAUGUUCAGAGUCAGAGUGUUUCUGUCAGAGAAGUAAUAUGAAUUACAUCGACAGCACUUUA
Xyrauchen texanus (razorback sucker) is the source of this 7374-nucleotide messenger RNA. Its product is annotated as vinculin-like. Lineage: Eukaryota; Metazoa; Chordata; Actinopteri; Cypriniformes; Catostomidae. Gene Ontology annotation, biological process: cell adhesion. The transcript has 17 exons. The record is from RefSeq and is a predicted model, not a curated record. Bases 990 to 3719 code for a protein of 909 amino acids. Gene Ontology annotation, molecular function: structural molecule activity; actin filament binding. Gene Ontology annotation, cellular component: actin cytoskeleton.